GUUAAGAUUAUGUUAGCAACGUAAAUAUUCGAAUCUUCCGAAAUGAAACAUACAUUUGAAUAAGUAACAUCAUCAUAAUUAUACAAAAUCCUAAAAGAAAUUUGAGUAAUUUCUAUUUCUUGAAAAUUCAUAAAAUGCAUUUUUCAUCUAUAAAAAAUUUAGAAUCACCAAAUUGUACUACACCAAAUAGAAUUUCUGGAAAUUGUAUUAGCAUGCAUAAAUGUUCACCAUUAUUAAAAAAACCAGAGGAAAAACCUCUUCGUCAAGAAACUAUUGACUAUUUAAAGGGUUCUUAUUGUGGUUUUGAUGGUCAUUUAAAUAUGGUCAAAUCAUAUAAUACGUAGAUUUAUACCUUGAGGCAAUUUAGUCGCAUAUAUAAACGCAAUGGUGGGGGAUACCAGUUGACCAAGUCUGUAGCCGCACAAUCAUUUGCGUUUCCAGUUAUUGUCCGGGACUUCAGGCUUAAGCAUAAGUUCCGUGGUCAAUCUAAGACAUUCGUUAUCCAAGGAAUUUAUUCUUUGCUUUUAAUCGUUUAAUACAGAUCCAAUAAAAAUGAUAUAUUUAUCUUUAUUCAUCAUUGUUACCUUUUACGUAUCAUCGUUUAGUGUUGUUAAUACACAAUCACCCAAUUGUAUUACACCAAAUGGAAUUGCAGCAAAUUGUAUUAGCAUACAUCAAUGUACACCAUUAUUAAAAAAACUAGAAGAAAAACCUCUUCGUCAAGAAACUAUUGACUAUUUAAAGGGUUCUCAAUGUGGUUUCGAUGGAUUAGAUCCACUCGUAUGCUGUCCUCCUAACAUUAAUUCGUCUAAUCCCAAUUUGAAUAAACCGUUAGAAAUAUCUACAGAAACCUCAAUAAGCACAUUAGAGAAUGUAAAUAAUAAUGACGCUAUUAUCAAAUUACUCGAUAAUCCCUUGUUACCAAGUGAUUGCGGAAGAGAUUCGAUACCUCGAGAUUUGGAAACAGUAGAAACUAGCCCUAGCGAAUUUCCAUGGAUGGUAUUAUUGGAAUAUAAUAAUGGAUUGAACAGAAAAGUUUUUUGUACUGGAAGUCUCAUUACUAAACGUUACGUUCUAACUGCAGCUCAUUGUUUAAGCAACACAACAAUUGGGAAAUUGUUGUACGUACGAUUAGGCGUAUACAAUCUGACUUCAGCUCAAAAUUGCGUUAAACGUGAUGGCAUUGAAAUAUGUUCUGAUGGUUCGAUCAGAGUAGGGGUCGAGGAAACAAUGAAACAUGAUUUAUUUAUAUUAUCGAGGCAAUUUAUCGAAUACGAUGUCGCAUUAGUGCGAUUAUCAAAAGACAUUGUUUCGACUAAUUAUAUUAAGCCGAUUUGUUUGCCUAGAUCUUCUAUGAUCAAAAAAAGAUUGUAUGCAGCUGGUUGGGGUGCAACUUCGACGAGUAAUUCCUCGAAUGUUAAACUUAAAGUUUCUUUACCUCUCUUUGACAAAGAGAACUGUAAGAAAUUGUAUAAAUCACAAUUGAAUAUAACUCUAACUUUUGAACAUAUUUGUACCGGGGGGGAGGGAGGUAGAAAUACAUGUCGUGGUGAUUCAGGUGGACCACUUAUGGCUUAUCAGGAUUUACCUAAUGGUGAUAAAAUAUGGACAGCCGUAGGAGUCGUAUCUUUUGGACCUAGAUAUUGUGCUAUAGCUGGUUGGCCUACAGUUUCUGUUAAUGUAUAUAAUUUAAUUCCAUGGAUAAUUAGUAAAAUAAAACCUAUCUGUGGUAAAUUAAAAACACUCGUAGUCACGGAAUGUAUUGUUUGUUUUUCGUUGCUUAAGAAAUAUCAAAUAAAAAGUAUGUAUGUAUUAUUUACUGCAGUUGCUACCUUUUACAUAUCAUCGUUUAGCAUUGUUGAUGCACAAUAUCCAGAUUCACCUAAUUGUACUACACCAAAUGGAAUUGCUGGAAAUUGUAUUAGCAUACAUCAAUGUACACCAUUAUUAAAAAAACUAGAAGAAAAACCUCUUCGUCAAGAAACUAUUGACUAUUUAAAGGGUUCUCAAUGUGGUUUCGAUGGACUAGUUCCACUCGUAUGCUGUCCUCCUAACAUUGACUCGUCUAAUGCCAAUUUGAAUAAACCGUUAGAGAUAUCUACAGAAACCUCAAUAAGCACAUUACAGAAUGUAAAUAUUAAUGACGCUAUUAUUAAAUUACUCGAUAAUCCCUUGUUACCAAGUGAUUGUGGUAAAGAUUCGACACCUCGAGAUUUAGAAUCAGCAACUACUACCCUUGGCGAAUUUCCAUGGUUGGUAUUAUUGGAAUAUAAUAAUGGAAACAUUAGUGACUUUAAAGCCUUAGGAGCACUUAUAAGCAAACGUUAUGUUCUCACUGCUGCACAUUGUUUGAUAGAACGUCCUCUAUGGAAAUUAUCAAGAGUAAGAUUAGGAGUGCAUGAUUUGCGUUCAUCUACGAAUUGCGUUAAUGGUGAUGACGGGAAUAUAUGUUCUGAUGGUUCAAUCAGUGUUGAGGUCGAGGAAACAUUAAAACAUGAACUAUACGAACUAUAUACUAAAAUAAAUAAAAAUUAUGAUAUCGGAUUAGUUCGAUUAUCAAAAGACAUUGUUUCGACCUAUUAUGUUAAGCCUAUAUGUUUGCCUAGAUCUUCUGUAAUCGAUAAAAGAUUGUACGCAGCUGGUUGGGGUAGAACUUUGACGAGUUUAUCUUCAAAUGUUAAGCUUAAAGUUUCGUUACCACUCGUUGACAAAGAUACAUGUGAAAGAAUUUACAGAUCAAAUUCUCACUUAAAUCUAAGCUUUGAACAAAUUUGUGCCGGUGGUGAAAAAGAUAGAGAUGCAUGUUAUGGAGAUUCCGGUGGACCACUUAUGGGUUUUCGUUAUUUACCUAAUGGUGAUAAAAUAUGGACAGCCGAAGGAAUCGUAUCCUUUGGUAAUAAACAUUGUGGUUCCGUUGGUUGGCCUACUGUUUAUACAAAAGUAUAUGAUUUCAUUCCAUGGAUAAUUAGUAAAAUAAGGCCUUGAAAAGGUAUAUCUUUUAAAAGAUUAUAACUUUUUUAAAUUCUUUCUACUUAGAUAACAUUCACAUUGUACAUAAUGAUAUAUUAAUCUUCGUUCAUAUU
Molecule: messenger RNA, 3083 nt
Organism: Polistes dominula (European paper wasp)
Lineage: Eukaryota; Metazoa; Arthropoda; Insecta; Hymenoptera; Vespidae
Product: transmembrane protease serine 9
Biological process (GO): proteolysis
Molecular function (GO): serine-type endopeptidase activity
Source: RefSeq, a predicted model, not a curated record